AUGAAAUUCUGUAUUUUCUUGAUUUUUGCCAUUUUGGCUGUUUCCGUUUUCUGUGAAAGCGAGGAAAAGAAGAAAAUGGAAGGCAAUACUGGAGAGAGCCACCAGCGUUUCCUUCGUCAACUUUUGGCCCCAUAUGGUGCCAACGUAAAUUCUCAAUAUGGUGGAUCGGGGCCAUCGGCUGGAAGUGGUUGGAACGGUGGAAUAGUUGGAUCUGCAAGAGGUAUGGGAUUUGGAACUGGCUCCGAUGGGUACAUUAAACUUUUUUUGGACAAUUUUUUUUCGAUUUCUUGA
Caenorhabditis briggsae is the source of this 291-nucleotide messenger RNA. The record is from RefSeq and is a predicted model, not a curated record. The transcript has 2 exons. Lineage: Eukaryota; Metazoa; Nematoda; Chromadorea; Rhabditida; Rhabditidae. Bases 1 to 291 code for a protein of 96 amino acids.